Monodelphis domestica (gray short-tailed opossum) is the source of this 6205-nucleotide messenger RNA. It is a transcript of the gene FUT4, whose product is annotated as fucosyltransferase 4. Gene Ontology annotation, molecular function: alpha-(1->3)-fucosyltransferase activity. The record is from RefSeq and is a predicted model, not a curated record. NCBI's taxonomy places the organism in Eukaryota, Metazoa, Chordata, Mammalia, Didelphimorphia, Didelphidae. Gene Ontology annotation, cellular component: membrane.
CUGACGAGAGCUAAACGGAAGGAAGUGUAAAGGUUCCUUAACUCUGAGGACAGAGGCUCUCCCCUCUCUCCCUCCAGCCGCCCUAUGACAGCAUUUUCUCACAUCUCGGGGCUUUUGGAUUUCUCAUCUCUUCUGGCUUCACCCAGGACCAAACCCGGCGCGAACUUCUCCUAUCCUCUCGAGACGGCUGACGGAUCAAGGAGAGGGAGCAGCUGGGCAACAUUAGAAGAGAAUCAAGGGCUAUAGGGGAGGAGCUUCUAGAAGAAAAGACGGAAAGUCCAGCUGGGAAGAGCUUUGGGGUGGAAAAAGUAAAGGCUAGCUCUAAGAAGUAGCCUGGGGGAGGACAAGAGAAAGGAACCCGCCCUUUCCCCCCGGGGGAAAAGGAGUUGGGGAGGACUAGGAAGAACUGCGGGAGAACUACACUGGGGCUGGGCCAGCAGAAUGUGGAGAACUCAAAGUCCUACAGGCAAAAUACGGGGCGGUGCCGGAAUGGCGAGAGGAACUCACCUCCCUCAGGCUUGGAGCCCUGGAGGUGGAGAGCCGGGGGUGUGGCACUCGGAAUCUGGGCGCUGCCCCCUCCCACCUCAGGCCAGCCAACAGGAAGAUGAACUGCCGAGGAGAGCCCGACGGCGUGGAGAGCUGCAACAGUAUGAAAGUCGCUACCUAUCCCCGCUGCGGGUCGGCCUGGGGCGAGCAACAGCUGCAGCAGCCCCAGCUUAUCCUCCUUUGCCCAUGUUUAUGCGAUGGCUGGGCCAGCUGCGAGGCCGGAGCGGUGGCCGGGAAAUGCCCAGGAUAGUGUGGCUGCUGCUCGCAGUUGGACUACUAUUCUCGGGGCUGGUCUUUUACAUCUACUUGGGACUGCUACCUCCGCUACCCUGGGCGUCCUCGAGACCUCUGGUCUCGCCGCAUCAGGUCACAGUCCUGAUGUGGUGGGAGCCCUUCAGCGGCUCGGGCAGAUCGUCGGGUCCAGCUCCUGACUGCCAGCGCCAGUUCAACGUAAGCGGCUGCCGCCUGAUCACAGACAGGAAAUACUACUGGGAAGCCCAAGCAGUGCUCUUCCACCACCGAGACCUUGUGGGGACCCAGGACUGGCCCCCGCCACGGCCUGAGCCAAACGGAAUAGCAGCUAGGGUGGUAGGCAUAUCCUGGAUGGGCAGCCAGCCGGCCAGGCCUCCUGGGCAGCGCUGGGUGUGGAUGAACUUUGAAUCUCCUACCAACUCCCCAAAACUGGGGAGCUUCGACAGCAGCCUCUUCAAUUGGACGCUGACCUAUCGGGCCGACUCGGAUAUCUUUGUCCCCUAUGGAUAUCUCUACCCCAGGAACAGCCUGCAUGAUCCGCCUGCGGGACUGAUGCCACCUAUGUCCCGAAAACAGGGAUUGGUGGCCUGGGUGAUCAGCCACUGGAACGAGAAGCAGGCCCGGGUCAGAUACUACUACGAGCUGCGCCGCCACGUGAAAGUGGACGUGUUUGGCCUCCGUGGUCCUGGACGGCUAAUGCCGGACAUUGGGCUUCUGCAUACAGUGGCCCGCUAUAAAUUCUACCUGGCUUUCGAGAACUCCCAGCACCAGGACUACAUAACAGAGAAACUGUGGCGAAACUCCCUCCUGGCAGGGGCGGUGCCGGUGGUGCUGGGGCCCAGCAGAGCCAACUACGAGCGCUUUGUGCCUCGAAGUGCUUUUAUCCACGUGGACGACUUCCCCAAUGCAUCUGCCCUGGCCGCCUACCUGCACUUCCUGGAUCGAAACUUGAACAUGUACAAGCGCUAUUUUGACUGGCGGAGACGCUAUGCGGUGCACACUUUGUCCUUCUGGGAUGAGCCCUGGUGUCGGACCUGUCAAGUUUUGCAGAUUGCUGGAGACCGACCCAAGAAAAUGUACAACUUGGCAGCCUGGUUUCAAAGAUGAGACUUUCCUAGAUGGACUUCUGGGGGUUGCCAAGUAUUUCGAAAGGGCUAUGGCAUAGAUUGAUAAUCUUCUGCAGUCAAUAUUUCUUCUAAUUUAAAAGUUCUCUGAUCAGGUACUUGCUGCCCUACUUCCACACAACUGGUGUUUUAGAGUGGAGCCCAUGAACUUUACAAAAAUGCAUAAGGAUGGAGAGAAAAACUUGUCUUCCCAAAUCACUCACACUGACCCUAUAUGUGACCUGUAUAGGGUAAACGCUGAAGCUAGUUCAUGGACCUUGGGCAACUCCUCUUUUAACUCGAGGCAAUGCACUGGUUUCCUCUGAGGUCACAGGGUGCCUAAAUACAAUGAAAAGCCAUCUCUUCACUAGGUACCUUAAAGCUUCUAGCUUUUAGCUGCUGAAGCUCCUUUAUUUCAUGCCAUAUGAAUAUUGUUGAAGAAACUGGGAAGGUUUAGUCUGCAGAAGAGAAGAUUUAGGAAGAACUUGACAGUUGCUUUUAAGUAGUUGAAGGAUUUACUUGGUAGGUGGAUUAAACUUUUUCUUAGUGAAGGGCAAAACAAGGAGCUGUGGGUCCAAGUUGCAAAGAGAAGUUUGGAUCUAUGGUAAGAUGCCUAACAGUGAAUAUUAGAGCUAUACAGUAGUGGCAUGAGCUGCCUCUGAGAGAGUGGGUGAGAUCUCCCUUCAGGUUUUCAAGCAAAGGCUGGAUGGUUCUUUUGAAAAGGGGAUUUGUGUUCAGUUUAUGGCUUGAAUUUCUGAAAUUCUUUCCAAUCCUGCUCCAUGUCUCUUGGAAGUAAAGAAUGACCCUCCUGAAGAAGCUACUGAGACUUAUCCAUCAGUCAGCUAUUGUGUCCUUUCUUCUAAACAGAAGGAACCUAGGUAGAAUGGAGGAGAAUAGAAAAACGUAGCUGCAGUAGUAAGUUUCUGAAAACUUGAGUGAACUAAUUCAUAAAUGCACUAAAAAGGAUUUCAGUAUUUAAAAGAACUCUGUGGUGAAUAUCCCUUUACAAUGCGAAAAAUAACCUGACUUAUCUCUUGUGCAUCCAGAUUAUUUUUUCCUAUAUAUUAAUUUUCUGAAAGCAGACUAGAGAAAAAGUUGUGAAACCUUCCCCCCCUCCCAAGUAAGUGUUUACAAAAGUUUUAAUGAGGAAAUAAUUAUCAGAAGGAUAGAAGAGAAAAUCUUGUUGGCAGUCUCUUCAUAAAUAUUUAUUUCGUGUUUUAACUAAUUUAAAUUUUAGCAAUCUUUCUUAAAUAUUGCUUCACCCACAAGGCAUCAUCUUACCUAGCAUUUAUAUAACACUUUAGGAUUUACAAAGUGUUUUACAUAUAUUGUUCCUUUUGAUUGUGAGGAAUUAGAAAUAAAGUAGAAGAUUUUACUAUUUGUUAAAUUGAAAAUACUUUUAUGGUUUUGUAUGCUUGUCAUUUGUAAUUACCCAUGUGUUCAGUUCCCCCUUGUGUUUAUUUGAAAAGAUCUAUUAUCCAGGAUUACUUAGUGCCUAUGGGUCACUUCUCCCAGUUUUGCUGCUAAACCAUUUACUGGAAUAAGUCUUGAGUGUUGUUCUAGUUAGUCAGUGGGCUUGCAUUUAUCCUGUGCAUAAAAAAAAAGUACUGUGGCUUAAUAUAUACUGUCCCUGAGCCUUUGUCACAGGAACUCCACCUUAUUAAAAAUAUCUGUAUCAAUUGAAGAAUUUCUAAAAGAACCAACAUUCAUUCAAUAAGUGUUUACUGGGUGGUAACUCUAUGUAGGAAAGUUAUAGGUGAGAGAAACAUAACAAUGAAUAAAAUAAAUACUCCUGUCUUCUUGGGUCUUUUAAAAAAAAAUGCUUACCUUUUAUAUUAGAAUCAAUUCUAAGUAUUGAUUCCAAGGCAGAAGAGUGACCAGGACUAAGCAAUUGGGGGGAAAUGAUUUGCUCAGGGUUACAGAGCCAAGAAGUAUCUGAGACCAAAUAUGUUCCUCCUGACUCCAGACCUGGUUUAUAAAAGCCUUCAAGGUGAUAUUGCACUUCAGCAAACCUACAAGUUUUAAGUAGACUUAGCUGUCUUGCAGAGUAUUUAUCAAUAGAGACAAAACAAAUGAUUUCCAGUCUUUUGUUCUCUCACUGUGAAAUAGCUUACUUUGGAAGGAUUCCAGAUGAGAACUAGGUUUACAUCAAAUUCUAUUCCAUUCUAAUGAAUGGUGUUAUAGUAAAAUCCAGUUUUAAAAAUUUAUGUAGCACAGUUUAUUACUCUGAAUCUUUCAUAGGCUACAUGGUUCAAAAGUCUGUAGAUUAAUCAUAAGACAAGAUUUUUUUUUAACAAAAAGUGAUACUCAUUUUGAAAAAUUAAAAUCUAGUGAUAAAAUGUUCUCUAUGUAUGAAGUAUUUUAUUUUAUUUCUAAAACCUUUACUUUCUGUGUUAAUGUCUGUUCUGAUACAGAAGGGUAGGAAGGGCUAGGUAAUUGGAGUUAAAUGACUUGUCCAGGGUUACCAAGCUAGGAAGUAGCUCAGGUCAAAUUUGAACCCAGUUCUUCCCCAACUCCUGGCCUGGUGUUCUAUCUACUUGUUUUACUCAGCUGUUCUUUAUGAAAUAUUUUAAACCAUUGGUGGCAAUUCAAUUUCUAGUAGCUUGGGAGUAUGACAGUGUAUGAUCAACCUAAUAUCCAAGCCCUAGAGAAGCUUAAGCCAAAGUUCUGAAGGAAAGCUCAGAUUCCUAAAAAUAAUUGUUUAUGGGGCUUUAUUAAUAUAAUUUGUACUCAACAAGAAAAACAAAUUUACUUACAGAUCAGAUAUUCAUCAGAAUAAAAAAAUGUUAGAAACCAGUGAGUGUCUAGACUCUUUUUCUGGUGAGGGGAUCUAGAAUGCCCCAAAGUCAAGCCCUUAUCUUUAACCAGUUUUGACAAAGCUUCAGUAUGAAUUUAAAAAGUCUCAUUGACUUCUCUGCUGCAACCAUUGUGGCCCUUUCAUUUAUGUGAAAUGGCAAAAACUAAUACUUUUUAAGGUAUGCAAAGAUGUUAGUGGCUUUCUUUGUAAUAUAUUUUUCUUCUGUGUUUAAGAAACUUGGAACAAGUGGACUUGGAAUUCUUACUUUCCUAUCCUCUAAGUACAUCAGAUUAAAUAUGGUAGCUGACUAAUUAUUUCACUUUCACAUGCCACACUGAAUUGGGCAAAGUACAGAUCAUUUAUAAAGCUCUUUAGUAUGUGGGGAAAGUUUCUCAUUUGUUUUUAGUCAAAAAUAGCUUAUAGCCUAUUUAACCUACCUUUGCUCAAUGAAUGAAUCAAAUAGAAUUUUUGAAAUUUAUUUCAAAUAAAUAAUAUAUAUUAAUAGUUGGUGGUAAGUACUACUACAUGUGGACUGAGGAUCAUAGCAGGAAAACAGUAACACACUCAGCUGAUUGUAUUCUGUAUGUUUUUUCUCCCCACACAUUAUCUAGUAGUAAGUUAGGGUCUUAUUCAUAUUUUAGGCAUCUAUCUAGCCACCUAACUGCCACUUGUUUAGGGGAGCUCACUACCAUAUCCCAUCCCUGUUGCCACUAUUGUUCUUGAAACUACCAGGAUUUGACUCUCUUUUUCAAUGUUUAUCUGCUCUUUCACAGAUUCUCCAAAUCCUAAUUUCUCAGAGAGAAUAUAGCACAUUUCUCUUCCCCUCGUGCUUCAAAACAACAUAUCACAUUUCUCUGGGCAUUUUUAAUAAGGAUAAUGGACUUCAAGAUACUACAGGAAAACAUAGUAGUGGCAGAAUAAUAGGAAAGUUAACAGGAGUGAUCAAUGUGGUUCAUCCUAGCCCUUAAGCAUACAGGGCACAAGUCCUCACUCUUUCAUGGUCAUCUUCUUUCUAUGAGGCUGAUCUCCCCCACUACCCUUCCUACUCUCCAUUGACUAUUUUCCCUGGAGGCAGGCCUGUGAUGUUUAGCAAUUUCAGCUAGAUAAUAUGGUUCAGUCCCCAAAUGGACAAAAUUGUAUGUAUUUCCAUCUUUCCAGAAUCCACUUUUUCAAUCCUUAGUUAAUUGGUCCGGAAAUCUCUUGGCCUUAAGUGCAAAUGUUCUUCCUCAAGUACCCCAAGUGAGCUCUCUCUGUUCCCUGCCUAUAGAAGAGGUUCCAGUUAUUAUUUAACAUUAGUAAUAGUGAAUCUGUUAGAAUCAGGACCUGGGGAAAAAAUGGUUUAAUUUUUUAAAAACAUAUUUGAUAUCAAGGAAAUGAUGUAUUUCUUCUUUGGUAAUGUAGAAUUUUUGGAUUGUCUCAGGGAAUUUUAAGCCAAAACCCAUAUCAAAUUGUAGACGUCGUUGUUUUUAUUCAGAUUAAUCAAAACAAUAAAAUCAUAAAAGUAAAA